Molecule: messenger RNA, 1455 nt
Organism: Pezoporus occidentalis (night parrot)
Lineage: Eukaryota; Metazoa; Chordata; Aves; Psittaciformes; Psittacidae
Product: procathepsin L-like
Exons: 8
Coding region: 452-1450 (332 amino acids)
Biological process (GO): positive regulation of apoptotic signaling pathway; positive regulation of peptidase activity; immune response
Cellular component (GO): lysosome
Molecular function (GO): cysteine-type endopeptidase activity; cysteine-type endopeptidase activator activity involved in apoptotic process
Source: RefSeq, a predicted model, not a curated record
CUGAGCUCGGAAGGGGAUGCAAUGAAGGAAGUUGCACAUCUCUGAGCCACAGAAGCUGCUCCCUUUCUGCCCCCUCUCUUUAGAGCUGGCUGGGGGCUGGGGUAAGCAGCUUUUAUUGCAGGCUUUGUUUCUUCCCAGUCUUAAUUUAAACUGCUUCUUCCUGCCCCAAAAGAGCAAGUGUUGCUUAAAGCGCCUGCACCGCCGUCAGAACGCUCCCGUCUGCAGCAGUUUACAAACGUGGCAGCUCCUUUGAUCGUCUGAGCUCGCUUCUGAAGCCGGGGACUGUUUGAUGCUGUAGGAAGAGGUUGGUUUUCUUCUUUGGGGGAUUGAGGAUCCUGAGAGGCGUUAACUGGAAAAUCACCUCCCGCGCGCUGGAGCUUUUCCAUAUGGAACAGGCUCUGUCGGGGAUUGAAACGCAAACACUGGGGGAGGUGUCCUGUGGGAAAGCACCAUGGCUGUGCUGCUGGGGCUGCUGCUGGCCCUGCUGGGCUGCACCACGGCGCUGGAUCCCGCCCUGGAUGAGGCCUGGGAAGGGUGGAAGAGCCUCCAUGGCAAGGAGUACCCAAGGGAGGCUGAGCCCAUCCGCAGGGAGGUCUGGGAGAAGAACCUGCGCCGCAUCCAGCAGCACAACUGGGAGCAGUCGCAGGGGCAGCACGGCUUCCGCCUGGCCAUGAACCACCACGGGGACCUGACAGAGGAGGAGUUUAACCAGCUCCUGAACGGCUUCACCCCAGCAUGGCCGGAGGAGCCAGCGCUGCUCUUCCAGCCAUCAAAGACCCUGAAGCCCCUGCUGGAGGUGGACUGGAGGGCAAAGGGCUACGUGACACCCGUGAAGAACCAGGGGCACUGCGGGUCCUGCUGGGCCUUCAGCGCCACGGGGGCCUUGGAGGGGCUCGUCUUCAACCGCACGGGGAAGCUGGUGGCGCUGAGCGAGCAGAACCUCAUCGACUGCUCCCGGCCGCUGGGCAACGCCGGCUGCCGCGGCGGGUACAUGACCCGCGCCUUCCAGUACGUGCGCGACAACGGCGGCUUGAACUCGGAGCGCGUCUACCCCUACACGGGCACGGACACCUCCGGCUGCCGGUACAGCCCCCGGGACAGGGCCGCCGCCUGCUCCGGCCUGCGCAUGGUGGCCCAGGGCAAUGAGGCGGCGCUGGAGCAGGCGGUGGCCACCGUGGGCCCCGUGUCGGUGGCGGUGGACGCCAGCGGCUUCCAGUUCCACUUCUACAAGUCCGGCAUCUUCAGCAGCGCGCUCUGCAGCCAGCAGGUGAACCACGGGAUGCUGGCCGUGGGCUACGGCACGAGCCAGGACCGCGGCCACAACGUGAGCUACUGGAUCUUAAAGAACAGCUGGUCGGAGCUCUGGGGUGAGCAGGGCUACAUCCGCCUGCUGAAGGGCGCCCACAACCAGUGCGGGGUGGCCGCACAGGCCAGCUUCCCGGUGCCGUGAGCGGC